AUGUUGUCCAGCAUGAAUUCGGUUUCCAGAUUCGUAUUAACCAAACGAUGCGUACAUACAACGGCAUUCGCAGCGAAAUCACAGUCGGGCCGCUACAAGAUUUCACCAAAAGGCGACCGUCCUCUUACGUAUGAAAUGGCAAACCCACCUCACCAAAUAGCGCAUCGGAAAGCAUGGAACUCCUGGAAUACGUCAAAUCUUGAGGGUGAGCUACGUCCGUCGCAAACCAUGCUGGAAGACGAUUUCAUUCGCCGGUUCAUGGCCGGUACUUGGCACGGUAUGGUAUUAUCGGAAGUGAUCAUCAAACGGCAACAUAAUCACGUUCGCAUAGCAGCCAUAAUCAGCCGAUCGAUUCCGGCCAGAAAAAUGUACUUUCUAAUCGGAUACUGCGAGGAGCUGCUGGCAUACUGGUUACAAUGCCCAGUUUCGCUCGAGCUGCAGACCACUGAGGAUAAAAAAGAUGUCAUCUUCAAGUACAUUUAG
Anopheles marshallii is the source of this 483-nucleotide messenger RNA. It is a transcript of the gene mRpS24, whose product is annotated as 28S ribosomal protein S24, mitochondrial. The record is from RefSeq and is a predicted model, not a curated record. NCBI's taxonomy places the organism in Eukaryota, Metazoa, Arthropoda, Insecta, Diptera, Culicidae. Bases 1 to 483 code for a protein of 160 amino acids. Gene Ontology annotation, cellular component: mitochondrion. Gene Ontology annotation, biological process: translation. The transcript is spliced from 3 exons.